UGAAAUGUUUGCUGUUUAUAUAUCCAUCUCUUUCAUUCACAAUGAGGUUGUCGAUUCUAUAAGAUGGGUACAAAUGAUCGCCUCGAGGCCUUCCCAAUGGGAAGCCGCAUCACGGGCAGUACGGCCGACGGCAUCGUCUCGAUCUCCUCAAAAAUAACCACGAUAAUGACCAUACAUUCUCUGGCUUUGCUCGUAUCGUGGGAAAGGGAGGUGAUUCCACGCGAGACCGCGACUUUCUGGUGUCCAUGGAAUUUUUUUCCGCCUUCGAGCCAUUGAGUGCUUCGGGGUCGGGAAUACUGGUACAGCCGCGGAAGGGGUCACAGCAUAGGCAGGGAGAGGCCGUCAGACCAAAAGGGAUGGCUUCAAUUUUGUCGAGCUUGAACGAACGCAAAUAUUUUUGCUUCAGCACAUUCGCAUUGGUCAGAGCCGCCAUCUGCGAUGUAGCCGUCCCGCAUUUUUCUUCCUAGGCCUAAUGCGCCGUAGUGGGUGGUAAGAUGCAGGAAUUUCAACGGGCGGUCUAUGCAGUUGUCGUAUUGGGCCUGAUUUUCCCGCCUUGACUUUCGUUUGCGUCGCAUUCUUCGGACUCGUUGGUACAGGCGUCGCACUUUGUGCUCAGUCCUAGCUUUUGGAGCCGUUGCUUAAGCAAAAUGUGGCUUUCGUGGAAAGCGUAGAUUCAGAUGAAGUGACGAAUCGACUUUGAAUAGAUUGUUCUGAAUUUUCAAGCGUGGUUUCGUCGCACGCGGACGUGUUGCUGCGACAGUCAUCUAGCUGAUCGGUAGGAGCAUUUUCUUGUUUCGUUUUCAUCGUGGCCUCGCUUUCGUGACAAUCGCGGGUAUCUUCCUCGUGAUUGCCCUGACUACCCUCCAUGGUGAGUUCAUCCGCCGGAUGGGUCGACGCAGUCAGGAGUCACUCGCCAAGGCAAAUGCUGUGGCUGGCCAGGUCUUGUCAUUAGUCCGUGUCGUCCGCUCGCACGGGGGGGAGGGCCAAGAGCUUGCUCGGUACGGUGCCGAGCUUCACAAUACCUCGAACAUGCUAGAAAGCCA
Messenger RNA from Nannochloropsis gaditana CCMP526, 1043 nucleotides. RefSeq lists its product as uncharacterized. The transcript has a single exon. The record is from RefSeq and is a predicted model, not a curated record. The annotation marks the transcript as partial.